AUGGAAGAAAUAAAUAAAACUGCAAAGAUACAAUUCUUCUUUCGUCCAUUCUCAGCUGACCCUAAGGUACAAGUAGGCAUUUUUGUGGCCUUCCUGACGAUGUACCUGAUCAGCCUCAGCGGAAACACCACAAUUGCAGUCAUUGUCCAGAUCAACCACUCCCUCCACAUCCCCAUGUACUUUUUCCUGGCGAACCUGGCAGUUCUGGAAAUCUUCUAUACAUCUUCCAUUGCCCCACUGGCCUUGGCGAACCUUCUUUCAAUGGGCAGGACUCCUGUUUCCAUCCCUGGCUGUGGGACCCAAAUGUUUUUCUUUGUCUUCCUGGGUGGAGCUGAUUGUGUCCUGCUUGCGGUCAUGGCUUAUGACCGGUUUGUAGCCAUCUGUUACCCUCUACGAUACACCCACGUCAUGAGCUGGCCCUUGUGUGUGGAGCUGGUGGUAGGGUCCCUGGUGCUGGGGUUCCUGCUGUCCCUGCCACUGACUAUUUUGAUCUUCCGUCUCCCAUUCUGCAACAACAAUGAGAUCUACCACUUCUACUGUGACAUGCCUGCUGUCAUGCGCCUGGCCUGUGCGGACACACACAUUCACAAGACUGCCCUGUACAUCGUCAGCUUCAUCGUCCUAAGCGUCCCGCUCUCAUUAAUCUCCAUCUCCUACGUCUUCAUCGUGGCAGCCAUUUUACGGAUCCGGUCAACAGAAGGGCGCCACCGAGCCUUCUCCACCUGCUCCUCGCACAUCUUAGUGGUCCUCCUGCAGUAUGGCUGCACCAGCUUUAUAUACUUGUCUCCCAGUUCCAGCUACUCUCCUGAGAUGGGCCGGGUGGUGUCCGUGGUCUACACCUUCAUCACUCCCAUUUUAAACCCUUUGAUCUACAGUAUGCGGAACAAGGAACUGAAAGAUGCCCUACAGAAGGCGCUGAGGAAGUUCUAGGUAGGAUGAUCCCAUGACUUGUCAAAAUUAGACACUUGAGGGCAAGACGGGAUGCUAUUAAUAAUUACGCUGUGACAGCAUGCAUGAGCCAAGAAUGUCCUUGCAAACUGAGAUAUGGCCCACUAUUCUAGGAUCACCAGAGGAAAAGAAUACUACUGUGUAAUUGAAAUGAAGCUGUGUCAUGGAGGGCAGCAUGUCCUGGGCAUUGAUGGAGGAACAUCAACAUUUAUUGGACUUUAUAUACUGGGCACUUUACAUGGGUUAUCUCACUUAGCCCAUAGUAAGUACCACUGUCCUUUUUUUAGAAAAGGAAACCAAAAUGGCUAACAAAAGACAUACCCAGGAUGAGAACACAGGUAUUUAAAAAAUCUAAAGACAGGCCGCCUGGCUGAGUGGCUCAGUUGGUUGAGCCUCUGACUCUCAACUUCAGCUCAGGUCAUG
This is a messenger RNA of Felis catus (domestic cat), 1371 nucleotides long. RefSeq names its product olfactory receptor 10V1. The coding region runs from base 1 to 930 and encodes 309 amino acids. Lineage: Eukaryota; Metazoa; Chordata; Mammalia; Carnivora; Felidae. The transcript has a single exon. The record is from RefSeq and is a predicted model, not a curated record. Gene Ontology annotation, biological process: G protein-coupled receptor signaling pathway. Gene Ontology annotation, cellular component: membrane. Gene Ontology annotation, molecular function: G protein-coupled receptor activity; olfactory receptor activity.